Messenger RNA from Megalops cyprinoides (Indo-Pacific tarpon), 1238 nucleotides. RefSeq names its product four and a half LIM domains protein 2-like. The coding region runs from base 201 to 1040 and encodes 279 amino acids. The transcript is spliced from 6 exons. Gene Ontology annotation, molecular function: transcription coregulator activity. Gene Ontology annotation, cellular component: Z disc; nucleus. NCBI's taxonomy places the organism in Eukaryota, Metazoa, Chordata, Actinopteri, Elopiformes, Megalopidae. The record is from RefSeq and is a predicted model, not a curated record.
AGCUCAUCUUGAUAAAGAGUGGCCGACCUGUCCUGACUGCUCCAAUCAGCCCUUCCAUAGGUGGAGUAAUCCAAUAAAGUAGUGACUACAACUCUCCCUCUCCCUCUCCCUCCGCCUUCAGUCUGUCUGAGCAGGCGGGCCAGCAAGCUUUCCCUCUUCCCACCGGCAGGGCACGGCGGGACGGACCACCCUGGGCCAAAAUGACGGAGCGCUACGACUGCCACUACUGCAAAGAGUCCCUGUUCGGGAAGAAGUACGUGCUGCGGGAGGAGAACCCGUACUGCAUCAAGUGCUACGAGAGCCUCUAUUCCAACACCUGUGAGGAAUGCAAGAAGCCCAUUGGCUGCAACAGCAGGGACCUGUCCUAUAAGGACCGCCACUGGCAUGAAGAUUGCUUCCACUGCUUCCAGUGCAAGCGCUCCCUGGUGGACAAGCCCUUCUCCACCAAGGACGAGCAGCUGCUGUGUACUGAGUGCUACUCCAACGAGUACUCCUCCAAGUGCCAUGACUGCAAGAAGACCAUCAUGCCGGGCUCCAGGAAGAUGGAGCACAAGGGGAAUAGCUGGCAUGAGACCUGCUUCACCUGCCAGCGCUGCCAGCAGCCAAUCGGCACCAAGAGCUUCAUCCCCAAGGACAACUACAAUUACUGCGUGCCCUGCUACGAGAAGCAGUUCGCCAUGCAGUGUGUGCACUGCAAGAAGCCCAUCACCACAGGCGGGGUGACCUACCAUGACCAGCCCUGGCACAAGGACUGCUUCCUGUGCACCGGGUGUAAGCAGCAGCUGUCCGGCCAGCGCUUCACCUCCCGCGACGACUUCGCCUACUGCCUCAACUGCUACUGCAACCUGUACGCCAAGAAGUGCGCCUCCUGCACCACCCCCAUCAGCGGUCUGGGCGGGAGCAAGUACAUUUCGUUCGAGGAGCGCCAGUGGCACAACGACUGCUUCAACUGCAAGAAGUGCUCCGUGUCCCUGGUGGGGCGGGGCUUCCUGACGGAGAGGGACGACAUCCUGUGCCCCGAAUGCGGCAAGGACAUGUGAAGCGUAACAAAAACGGGGCGAGGGCGGCUGGCACCCGGCGUGUGGUGGGCACGAGGAAGACGAUGAACCGAAUCAAAGCACAAGGCACACUAAUAGCCGUUAUUCUACCACAGACUACUCCUACUAACUGCAAAUGCUUUUGGACUGAGAUAUAUGCAUUUUUAGAUUGAUUCAUAAACCUUUUUAAUGCUAUACGGU